Molecule: messenger RNA, 956 nt
Organism: Symphalangus syndactylus (siamang)
Lineage: Eukaryota; Metazoa; Chordata; Mammalia; Primates; Hylobatidae
Source: the annotation of a RefSeq genome assembly
AUGCCCACAACCAACCUCCUACUCCUCAUCUUACCCACCCUAAUUGCCAUAGCAUUCCUAAUAUUAACCGAACGGAAAAUCCUAGGCUACACACAAUUACGCAAGGGCCCUAAUAUCGUAGGCCCUUAUGGCCUACUACAACCUUUCGCCGACGCAAUAAAACUCUUCACCAAGGAACCCCUAAAACCAUCUACAUCAACCGCCACCCUCUAUAUCAUUGCCCCAACUUUAGCCCUCACCAUCGCCCUCCUACUAUGAACCCCCCUUCCCAUACCCAGCCCCCUAAUCAACCUCAACUUGGGCCUCCUAUUUAUUCUAGCCACAUCCAGCCUAACCGUCUAUUCCAUCCUAUGAUCAGGAUGAGCAUCAAACUCUAACUACGCCCUAAUCGGCGCAUUACGAGCAGUAGCCCAAACAAUUUCAUACGAAGUUACCUUAGCCAUUAUCUUACUAUCGGUCCUACUAAUAAACGGAUCAUUUAAUCUUUCUACCCUUAUUACAACACAAGAACACAUCUGACUAAUCCUACCAACAUGGCCCCUAGCUAUAAUAUGAUUUGUUUCCACAUUAGCAGAAACCAACCGAACUCCAUUUGACCUAACCGAAGGAGAGUCAGAACUAGUUUCAGGGUUCAACACCGAAUAUGCUGCAGGCCCAUUCGCCCUGUUCUUCAUAGCCGAAUACGUAAAUAUCAUUAUAAUAAACGCCUUAACCACCACAAUCUUCCUAGGCACCACACACAAUGCCCGAUUCCCAGAACUUUACACAACAUGUUUCACUAUUAAAACCCUUCUUCUAACCUCCCUAUUCCUAUGAAUCCGAACAACAUAUCCCCGAUUCCGCUACGAUCAACUCAUAUACCUCCUAUGAAAAAACUUCCUGCCACUCACCCUGGCCCUACUCAUAUGAUACAUUUCUCUACCCAUUAUAAUUGCCAGUACUCCUCCCCAAACCUA